AAAACACAUGCAAAACACCAUCCGCUAACACAUACUGUACACAGCGGUCACAAGUCAAUGUAUAAGUGUGUACUUUCCAUUUUACUUCAUACCUCUACUCCAUUACAUUUAUCUGACAGCAACAGUUACUGGUUAAUUUACAGAACAGCAUUUUACACAAAAAGCUCACAAAAUAUGAUGUGCUUUGACAGAAUAAACAAGUAUGCAGUAUAAAUGCAUCUGUAAAACUAAUCAAGUACAGAGUAGACCUACUUUUGAUACUUUACUGUCAAUACUUUUGAAUGCAGGACUUUUACACUCACUUGCAAGUUUAUUAGUUACACAUUGACUAAACUAAUGCAGCCUAAUACAACAACUUAUUUAAUUUGUUUUGUAUUGUGUUAUACUGGGAGAUGAUGCUAAUGUUUAUAAGGUAGAAUUUACUACAGAGAUGUUGUAUUAUACUACAAUAAAUAUAUCCAGGUGUAACUAAUAAACUAGCAAGUGUGAUUUAUACACUGUUGUACUACUUUUUUACUCAAAUAUGUGAAUACUUAUCCCAAUCAAUACAUAGUGGAGAUUCCAGUGUAUAAAGAAUAAUAAAAAACAAACUACACACAUUGUUUAAGCUUGUUUUAUGGGAUAUUUGUAUAGAGUUGUUCUGUUUAAAUAAAGAUUACUUUGACUUGGCUGUAAACUGAGCUGUUGCGGUUAAAAAACGAAGCAGCACCCCCCCCACCUCUUUCUCUCUGUAUCGAUGGCUGCAGGUGAGGGGGCGCGCGGGUAUCGAUGUGUGCGCGGGAGGGGAGGGGGUUGGACCGGGUGCGCGCGUGGCAGUGGAAGCAGCCUAUAAAGUGGAUCAGGGUCCGCGUGCAUCUCUCACCUGUCUUCAUACCUGCAAGCCGGACGGGCUCGUGCAGCAUCUUCCUCUGCUCACCUGAGACUCGGCGAUUCUUUUUCUUUUUUUUUUUUUGGCUUUUGACUAAGGUUUUGGACACGAAAGAGAAAAAGAAACCAGAAAUUGGGACUUUAACUCAACAGCAGCCACACGCAGGGAUUUAUCUGUGAACGUUGGUCUCUAUUUUUGCGCGAUUUUAACACAUUUCAGGGGGAAAACACCUUGUUCUGCAGGCAACAGCAGUGAUGACCAGUCAGUUGAUGCUGAUGGUGUGUCUCGCGCUCCUUCUGUUCGUGUUUUCCCGCUGCGGGGAGGCGCGUGUCAGACUCAACUCCAUCAGAACGGUGAUCCUGCGGGAGGGUCACGCGCUGCCAGUGAACAGGAGCGCGUGGGAGCCGAGCGUGGACCUGACGCUCUAUCAGUGCAUGAGCGACUUGGAGUGCAGCGAGGGGAGCUACUGCCACGCCCCCACCAAAGGCCCCGCCCACUCCCGCUGCCAAACCUGUCGCAGGAGAAAGAGGCGUUGUCAUAGGGACGGCAUGUGUUGUCCCGGCAACCGCUGUAGCAACAAUAUCUGUGUUCCAGAUGUGAAUAGUUUUGUGUCUCAGAGGAUCCCGGACACAGAUGGAGAGACGAGUCCACUGUCGAAAAAAAAAGGAUGGAGAAAGAGAGGGAAAAUGGACAUCAAAGGGCCUUCUGGUAAAGGUCAGGUCGGGGAUCCUUGUCUUCGCUCCUCCGACUGUUCGGACAGUUUGUGCUGCGCCCGUCACUUCUGGACUCGCAUCUGCAAGCCGGUGUUGCGGGAGGGACAGGUUUGCACGCGACACCGCCGGAAGGGGAACCACGGCCUGGAGCUGUUCCAGCGCUGCCCCUGCGGUGACGGACUCAGCUGCCGCACGCUUCGGGAGCCCAAUGCCCAGCCUUCAUCACCAUCAUCAUCAUCAUCAUCAUCAUCAUCAUCGUCCUCUUCGUCAUCAUCGCUACUCGCAGCGGCGGCAAAGUCCAAGUUUGCGCCGUCGUCUCGCCACUCCUCCCCUCACACGUCACCGCUGUCUUCAUCCUCCUCGCCUUCAUCGUCAUCAGCAAAGUCAUCGUCAGACGUGGCAAAGACGAGACUUCAUGUGUGUCAGAGAAACUGAGGACGGACGGAAAGAAAGAGACUGAUGGAGAGAGGUUUGAAAGGAAGGAAAGACUCCCUCUCUUUGCCGAUGACCGAUCCCAGAGGGAAUGAGAGGCAGCCUGAGAAAGAAGAGAAAGACAAAUGGAGGGAGGGGUGAAUAACCAUACCUGUCUACACCUGUGAAGUCCUUGUAACCACUCCUCCUCCCUAAAACUGUCCCAGUAUCUCAAUGCUAAUCAGCUUCCUGUCAAGCGGCAUUCACACACAAACUCAGCGGGAUGUGAAACUCUUUGUGGUUCAGAUCUGGUUUCCUCCUCUGUGUCUAGACAGGCAGAAACCACUUUGAAAUCUGGUUUGACGCCAUUUUACACCGACAGGAAACGCUUCUAAUAUUGCAAACCUGAUACAAGUCUGUUGUAAUCGUCUACAGCGGGCUUUAACGAUGUGCUGUUGUUUUUACUACAACACAGAAAAUGUCUAACAUACGUUUUUAUUCUACAAACAAGGGGUGCAAGAUAGUUUCACUAAUUUCUAAAUCAAAUAUCAAAACGGUUUCUAAUUUCCCUUUAAGUGGCGUUAAUCUACUUUGUAUUCAGUCCAUUUACCAUCAACUGUCCGUUUCACUUGCACUGAAGUAAGUAGAUUUAUUUUGUCACGGUUACAAAGAUAUUUUACUCCAUCAAUCCAUUCAUGUACGACAAAUAAAGAAAGCUCUGUAAAAAAUAAUUAGCACCUCAAGCCAAACAGUUAUAGGCAAGAAAAAAAAAUACAAUCGCAUUCCUGUUCCUUUGUAAGCUAGUCUCAGAAUUUCUAUGACAAAGUUUUAUGUUAGCUUAAAACUGGAAGUUGAUUUUUAGAAAUCAAAAAACAGAGCUUAACUUUGACUUGUAGCUCUGUCUAUUUUGGAAAUCGGGAAAGACAAAAGGAAGGUGAAAACAGCUCUGAUGGAUGUUAAAAAUGGUUUUAGCUUCAGUUUCACUGCAAUGGACAAAGGUGAUAUUUAGCUUAGCCGCUACAAAGAUGCUAAGAGUAGAAAAACUCACAUUAGCCAAACACAGAAACCUCAAGGAGUCAUUUAAACGAAAUAAAACACUUACUAGGUGUAUAAUGUUUCAUUAAACUCCUUAAUUGACAACUGUGCAAAAAACAAACCCUGUAUCUAAAACAUUUGGCCAUGUUUUUGUACUGCAUUCAAACCAAAAAGUCGAAAUUACAACUGGUGCAUUUCCAGUCCAGAAAAAACAUAAUUUAUUCAAAGUGUUUUCUUAAUUUGAUGAAAAAAAAAACAAAGAAAAACUGAGGAUGAGAAACUUACCAAGUUGUGAUUCUGACUUAAAUUUCUCAAAUUCUGACAUGUCUGAUACGCAGCAUUAGAGGAAGAUGAUGGUGAGGAAGAGCAAACCAGGCUUCAAUAGAAACUCAUUAACAUCCUUAAACUGUGAAAUGUUGCCUUGUUUAAACCAAAACUGUCCCUUCUCUGAGGUUUGUCCGGAUGUCUUGUUUGAUUGCACUGUUGUUAUUGUGAUAGAGAGUUAUUUUUCUAUAAGUUGUUCCUGUAUUUCGGAUGAAUGUUGGUAUAAUUAUUUGCCUCUUUGUUAUGGUUUAUUUCCAUCACUUUAAGAAGGAAUCUUCUGUUUUUGUAAUGUAAGACAGUCUGUCAACCAAUCAUCAAUCUGUGUUUUUUAUGAUUAAAAGGAUUUGUCAUUUAAAAAUGUA
Molecule: messenger RNA, 3713 nt
Organism: Thunnus maccoyii (southern bluefin tuna)
Lineage: Eukaryota; Metazoa; Chordata; Actinopteri; Scombriformes; Scombridae
Product: dickkopf-related protein 2-like
Exons: 5
Coding region: 1123-2016 (297 amino acids)
Biological process (GO): multicellular organism development; negative regulation of canonical Wnt signaling pathway
Cellular component (GO): extracellular region
Molecular function (GO): receptor antagonist activity; co-receptor binding
Source: RefSeq, a predicted model, not a curated record